Molecule: messenger RNA, 866 nt
Organism: Penaeus monodon (black tiger shrimp)
Lineage: Eukaryota; Metazoa; Arthropoda; Malacostraca; Decapoda; Penaeidae
Exons: 5
Coding region: 104-700 (198 amino acids)
Source: RefSeq, a predicted model, not a curated record
UCAGAAGUCUUGGACAUGAGCGCUGGGUCGAGCGAGGAGCUGAAGAGGUCAGUCGUGCCUGAAGUGAGACCGGGAGAGGAGCGUUCUCGUCACAUUAAAGAAAAUGCAUGUGUUUCGUUUUCUUCCCGUUUUUUUUGCUGUGGUUUUGUUCAGCGGAAGUGCAAAUGGAGGGAGAGAAAAGAGAUACUUGUUUAUUAAUCCGGAAGCACCUAUUACACUCGGUUUUCUGUUAAACAUGCCCAUCUCCCUGGCCUUGCCCACCCUGGCUUCUGUGAACGGCCGCUCCCUGCAGUUCCUGACGCCAGCAGAAGGAGAGGAGAUUCCCGAUGACCUGCUUUGGGAGCCUGCUUACGAGGAGCAGCUGGGACGGCUUGCUGCCUACUUUGCUCAUCUCGAGCUUCCCACUCUGUCAUGUCAAGAACGCCUUGUGUGUGAAUUGGCCGCUGAUCCAGACAGCUUUUCGCCCAUCGGGGAAAUCUUCAUGAAGGAAUUGAGGCUGAACCACGGCCCUGUAAAAACCACAUCAGACUCACUAAUGUGGCGGUACAUCUCGGCGGCAAGAGAAGGGUUUGGGUCAGUCAGUGGGCAGUGUGCUGUGGCCUUCCCUGUUUGUCCCUACGCCCCUAACAGGAUUCUUAAUAUGGCUGUUUUGAAGGUGUGGAAGUAUAUAUCCGAAAGGUUGAAUCUUCAGUUGGUAUGAGUUGGUAUUUUUUAAAAUGGAUUUUGGAGUUGUGAAGCGAUGUUGGAUGUCUUAAGAAAUUAUUUUCAAAUAAUUAUUUGAAUGUUUUAAGAAUCAUUUUGGGUAUAUAGAGUAACAUAGGAUUUUUUUUUUACAUUUAUGAUUUUUUAAUAUCUGUUCACUAAUU